Messenger RNA from Penicillium cinerascens, 1821 nucleotides. RefSeq lists its product as uncharacterized. The transcript has 3 exons. The coding region runs from base 1 to 1821 and encodes 606 amino acids. Gene Ontology annotation, biological process: fatty acid metabolic process. The record is from RefSeq and is a predicted model, not a curated record. Gene Ontology annotation, molecular function: oxidoreductase activity, acting on the CH-OH group of donors, NAD or NADP as acceptor; NAD+ binding. NCBI's taxonomy places the organism in Eukaryota, Fungi, Ascomycota, Eurotiomycetes, Eurotiales, Aspergillaceae.
AUGAUUCCAACUUGGCAGCCCCCGAAAGAUUAUCGCCAGAGAGCCGUAGUGGUUCUUGGCGGUGGUGUACUUGGACGUCGGAUAGCUUGUAUCUGGGCAUCGGCAGGGUACAAUGUACGAAUUCGGGACCCUAGCCUCCAGCAACGAGAAGAUAGUGUCGUGUACAUUGAAGAGAAUGUUGCUUCAUAUGCGGCAAAGACAGGCGAGGCCCCUGGCACUGUGGAAGUCUUUGAAGAUCUCAAAGACGCACUUCUAAAUGCCUGGCUCGUCAUCGAGGCUGUACCAGAGAAGCUUCAGCUUAAGAUUGAUACCUUCGCCCAGCUAGACGAACUGGCCCCGAGCGAUUGCAUCCUAGCCUCGAACUCGUCUUCUUACAAGUCCUCCGAAAUGCUCGAGAACGUCUCGGAAGCAACCAAAGCACGGAUUCUGAACAUGCACUAUUACAUGCCACCCCAGUGCAUGGUUGUCGAGCUUAUGACCGACGGUUAUACUGAAGAGGGUAUUUUCCCCUUCAUGGUCGAGCGUUGCAAAGAAGGAGCAACACUGCCAUAUGUCGCCAGGAAGCAAUCUACUGGGUUUAUCUUCAACCGUCUUUGGGCCGCUGUCAAGAGAGAAACUUUGACUAUCCUGGCGGAAGGUGUCUCAGUUCCCGAGGAGAUCGAUUCACUGUGGGUAGAGAUGUUCCUCAGAGGAGGCGCAGUCCCUUGCAAAACAAUGGAUGCCGUGGGCCUGGAUACCGUCGCACUGAUCGAGUCGCAUUAUGUCGAGGAGCGCGGUCUUUCCCCGGCAAAGACUGUGGAUUUCCUGAACACUAACUACAUCAGCCAUGAGAAACUUGGCACAAAGAGCUCACAUGGAGGUCUAUACCCUCCCAAAGAAGUCGAAGAAAAGGAAUCGCAGGCCCCCAGUGUGGUUGUCUUGGACGUCGGCCUCUCGUCCCCUACACCAACAAUGGCAUCGGGUGCUGUCCUGGAAUACUCGGCGACUGGCCAAAUCAAAAGGACGCUUGUUGAGGGCCAGGCUCUCCCAGAUGGCGUGGCCGUUGACACCGACAGCAAUACGUUAUUCUGGACGAACAUGGGUAUCCCCGGAAAGCAAGACGGCGCAGUGCUCUCGCUCAACCUGAACACAAAGGCCAUCGAGACAAUCGUGGCCCCUGGCACCAUCAACACUCCAAAGCAAUUGACUCUGGACAAGACCGGAAAGAAAGUUUACUUUUGUGACCGCGAGGGAUGUCGUGUCUACCGCUGCAACUUUGAUGGUUCUGAUCUGGAGGCGCUUGUGUCGACAAGCAAUUCUGACAAUCCUGCUCCGGCCGAGAAUAUCCACAACUGGUGUGUUGGCAUCACCGUUGCCCCGACCUUGGGCAAGUUCUACUGGACCCAAAAGGGCCCAUCCAAGGGCGGACAGGGUCGUAUCUUCUGCGCCAAUAUCUCAACACCUGCCGGCCAGUCUGGUACCUCGAGAUCAGACGUGGAGUGUAUCUUAGAGGGUCUCCCGGAGCCUAUCGAUCUUGAAAUUGACGAAUCCUCCAAUUUGCUGUAUUGGACAGAUCGCGGCGAAAUUCCAUUUGGUAACUCGUUGAAUCGCGCUCGACUUGAUGCCUCUGGCCGACCCGCCGAGACAAACUUGCCUCAGAAGCACGAGGUUCUGACUCGCAAUUUCAACGAAACAAUUGGGUUGAAGAUUGAUGCCGACAACAACACCAUCUAUGUGACUGAUCUUGGCGGGAGCAUUUAUCGUUGUGACUUGGAUGGAAAAAACAAAUCUGUCCUGGUCUCAGAUGAGCACCGAGCCUUCACUGGAAUCGCUUUACUCUGA